This is a messenger RNA of Colletotrichum phormii, 1269 nucleotides long. Its product is annotated as major facilitator superfamily domain-containing protein. Gene Ontology annotation, cellular component: membrane. The record is from RefSeq and is a predicted model, not a curated record. The transcript is spliced from 10 exons. Bases 1 to 1269 code for a protein of 422 amino acids. Lineage: Eukaryota; Fungi; Ascomycota; Sordariomycetes; Glomerellales; Glomerellaceae. Gene Ontology annotation, molecular function: transmembrane transporter activity. Gene Ontology annotation, biological process: transmembrane transport.
AUGGCAGCUACACUUGACACCGACUCCAAGAAAGGCGGCCCGCUUGAGGUUGAGCAUGAUGAAGAAUCGGUCAAGGGCGAGGCCGUUGUCUCUGGCGAUUACUCCGGCGCCCAUGAAAAAACGGACCCAGCUGAAAUUGCCCUCGUCCGGAAGCUAGAUCGCAAGAUCAUGCCGAUCCUCUGGGCAAUGUAUUUCAUGAACUACCUCGACCGGAACGCUCUCCCACAAGCUCGAUUGAACACGCUGGAAGAUGAUCUGGGACUCAAAGGAGUUGAAUACAACACUGCCAUCUCUAUUCUAUUCGUUGGAUACCUUCUAAUGCAAGUACCCUCAAAUAUGUUUCUUACACGUACGAGACCAUCAAUCUAUAUGUCAACAUGUAUGAUUGGUUGGGCCGCCAUCUCUGCUGCCACCGCGGGCGUCAAGAACUACAGUGGUUUGGUAGCCUGCCGAUUCUUCCUUGGAUUUGUGGAAGCACCCUUUUACCCAGGUGCUCUUUAUCUACUAUUGAUUUUCUACACGCGGAAAGAGCUUGCAACCAGGAUAUCCGUCCUUUACACUGGUCAAGUUGAUCAAGUCAAGGGAAUUGUAGGUUGGAAAUGGCUCUUCAUCAUCGAGGGCUCGGUCACCGCAUUAAUUGCCGUCUUCGGCUUCUUUCUGCUUCCUGACGACCUCGCUGUUACCCGAUGGCUUACCGAAGAUGAGAGACAGCUUGCCGUUGAACGCAUUCGUCGGGAUACUGUUGGUAGACAAGAGCACCCCAAAACUUGGCUGUUCUGCGCUUGCCAGAAUUUCCAUAUUUCUGCGGUCAGCUUCAACGCAUACUUUCGGACCCUUGUGCGUACCAUGGGCUUCAAGUCUACUACGGCUCUUCUCCUAACGGCUCCUCCCUACUUCGUCUCCGGUUUUCUUGGUAUUCCAUUCGCAUGGUCGAGCGGAAGAUUCAACGAGAGAACCUGGCACAUCACAGCUGGUCUAUCUCUUGCAGUCGUCGGAUUCGCCAUGACGAUUGGGACUACCAACAACGCCGUCAGAUACGCAGCAACUUUCUUAUAUGCGACAGGUGCCUACUCCGUAGGAUCUCCCAUCUUGGGAUGGGUUAGCGAUACCUUGUCGCAGACACCUGAGAAGAAAGCUGUUGCAUACUCCUUAGUCAACGUCACGGCCAAUUUGGCGUACAUCUAUUGCGCCUACCUUUGGCCCAUGUCGGAUGGGCCCAGAAAGCUCAGGGAGAGUGAGAAUGAGAACGUGAAGCUCUAUGCUUACUGA